GAAUAUGGGCUGUUCAUUAAUUAAUUACAUUUACUAAUUGGAACACACUACCGGCUUUUACAAACCUCCGAAGUCAAUAUGGCCUCUGCGGACCAGCAAUACCUCAGCAUCCUACUUACGGAUGACAUGAAAUAUGACAUUCGUAUUGAAAAUUCUCAAUUGCAAAGCGGAGAAUUCUACGUAGAAGGCAAUCCAAAUGAUGUUCUGACAACCGAUGAUGUGGAUGAUACAAGCGUCCGUCACAACGGCGGCAGACGGAGUAUUUGCUCCUGUGGCGAGGCCGGCUCUAUGUCAGGAACUCAAGGCUCUCUCGAUCUAGUUGACGAUGUGAGGGAUACUAAAAUUUGUACCCUUACUUGGAGAGCUUCUAUGGAACCUGGAAAACAAAAUGCUUUUUUAACGAGUAAUCUGAACCCAAGAUACCAAGUCGAUAUUGGCAAAUGGAAUCGAUCCGGUAUCAUGGGAGAAGUCCCGGUGUCUAUCCUGGAGAUGUGACAUGCUGCUGUACUACUGUAUUUCCUGUCUCUCUCAAUGUCUGUUGACACAAAAAAUUAUAAAUAGGAGUGAUAAUUCAGCAAUUGAGUUUCUAUAUGGGAUUGCUUAGGACUACAGAGCAUCUCCUGCUCUCAGAUUUAACCGGCAUUAAUUAACUCUCGUCUCCAUUAACCUAAAUAGAAA
Molecule: messenger RNA, 678 nt
Organism: Talaromyces proteolyticus
Lineage: Eukaryota; Fungi; Ascomycota; Eurotiomycetes; Eurotiales; Trichocomaceae
Product: Asp hemolysin-like protein
Exons: 2
Coding region: 79-495 (138 amino acids)
Biological process (GO): symbiont-mediated hemolysis of host erythrocyte
Source: RefSeq, a predicted model, not a curated record